AUGUUUCCGCCUGCUCUUCUGGGCAGGCCAUGCCGAGGCCACCUGCGUCAGGCCGUCACAGCUGCCCCUGGCCUUGCAACGAACGACGCCGGCGUGCGCAUCACCCGGAUCGGCCUCUAUUCGAACCUAGGCAUGGCCAUCGCGAAAGGCAUCGGCGGUUACAUGUUCAAUUCGAGAGCAAUGGUUGCCGAUGCCAUCCACAGCUUGACCGACCUCGCCUCCGACAUCUUGACCCUGGCCACUAUCUCCUGGAGUUUGCGCCCGCCCACCGACAGGUUCCCGACUGGCUUUGGCAAGAUCGAGAGUUUGGGAUCCCUAGGUGUGUCUAGCAUGUUGCUUUUUGGCGGCCUGUGGAUGGGCUACGGCGGUCUUCUGACCCUCUAUGGCCACUUCUUUCUGGACUCGGCAUCCGCCGCCGAUCUGAUGGCCCAUGCGCAUAGCCAUUCCCACGGGCACGAUCAUGCUGGUGAUGCGAUACCGAGCCUGCAUGCUGCCUGGCUGGCCGCGGGUACGGUUGCCAUAAAGGAAUGGCUGUAUCAUGCCACCAUGAAAGUAGCUCGCGAGCGCAAAUCCACCGUUCUCGCAUCGAACGCCGUCCACCACCGAGUUGACAGCCUCACCGGUUUCGUUACGUUGGCGGUAAUCUUGGGCGCGAACUUGGUGGAGAAUGCGGCGUGGCUGGAUCCCGUCGGCGGUCUCCUCAUCUCGGUACUGGUGGUGAAGGCGGGUGUUGAGAACACCAUAUCCGCGCUCUUCGAACUGGCCGACCGCAGCAUCGACGACGAAGUUAAGGGGUCGGUCCGAAAACACGCGCAGAGGGUCUUUUCGGACAUUACCGACGGCCACGAGAUGGAGCUUCGCGACGUAUCCGGCGUCAAGUCUGGGCAAAACUAUCUGGUCGAUCUGGAGGUGGGCGUGCCGAGCACUUGGACGGUAGGAGAUAUUAGAAAUGCCGAAGAGCAGAUUAGAACCCUUAUCGGCAGCAAGGUGCGCGGUGUUCGCAAAAUCAGAAUCCGGUUUACCCCGAAGGAGGUAACCACCGGGCCCAAGUUUGACGAAUUUAUCGCCGCCGAUGUGAGCCCCCGAUCGACCAUCGUCAUCGCGUCGGACCUCAAGGUGGUCAGCGAGGCCAAGGUGGACUUCGACGCGGACUUGGGGGCGCGGUACGGGGUGCGGAAGGGGGUGCUGGCGGACGAGGCGGAGGGCGAGGUGUUCGCGCCGGUGGCGAUGUGGGUGGAGGCGCUGGACCUGGUGCUGGAGCGGCUGCGGGCGCAGGGCUGCCCGCUGGGGCGCGUGCGCGGCGUCAGCGGCUCCGGCCAGCAGCACGCGAGCGUGUACUGGGGCGCGCGCGCCGAGGCCGCGCUCGCCGCCCUCGACGGCGCCCCCGCCGCCGGCCCCCUCGUCCGCCAGCUCGCUGCCGCCUUCGCCUACCCCUUCGCCCCCAACUGGCAGGACCACAGCACCCAGGCCGAGUGCGACCUUUUCGACGCCUGCCUCGGCGGCCCCCAGCAGCUCGCCGAGGCCACCGGGAGCGCUGCCCACCACCGCUUCACGGGCACGCAGAUCCUGCGGAUGCGGCGGCGGCGGCCCGAGGUGUACGAGGGGACGGCGCGGAUCUCGCUGGCGUCGUCGUUCCUGGCGUCGGUGCUGCUGGGGGCGAUCGCGCCGAUCGACAUCAGCGACGUGACGGGGAUGAAUCUGUGGGACGUGGCGGGGGCGCGGUGGCACCCGGCGCUGGUGGCGCUGGCGGCGGGCGACGGCGGCGACGGCGUCGCGUCAGCCGCGCUGCUGCGCAAGCUCGGCCCCGUGCCGCGCGACGGCGGCGCCAGCCUCGGCACGGUCUCGCCGUACUUCGCCGCGCGCUACGGGCUGGGCGCGGCGUGCCGCGUCGCGCCCUUCACCGGCGACAACCCGGCCACGCUGCUCUCGCUGCCGCUGCGCCCGCUCGACGCCAUCGUCUCCCUCGGCACCUCCAGCACCUUCCUCAUGAACACCCCGACCUACCGCCCCGACCCCGCCUACCACUUCAUGAACCACCCCACCGCCCGCGGCCACUACAUGUUCAUGCUGUGCUACAAGAACGGCGGGCUCGCGCGCGAGCGGGUCCGCGACCGCCUGCCCGCCGCCGCCGCCCCAGGGCAGCCGCCGGAAGACCCCUGGGCCGCCUUCAACGCGCUCGCGCUCGCGACGCCGCCGCUCGGCGGCAGCCCCGACGGCCGCGCGCGCCUCGGGCUCUACUUCCCGCUGCCGGAGAUCGUGCCGAACGUGCGGGCGGGGACGUGGCGGUACACGUGCGGGGCGGCGGACGGGGCGGGGCUCGCGGAGGCGGCGGGGGCGUGGGGCCCGGAGGCGGACGCGCGCGCCAUCGUCGAGUCGCAGGCGCUGUCGAUGCGGCUGCGGUCGCACAACCUGGUGGACGGGGGGGCAUCGGCAUCGGCACCGGCGGCAGCGGGCGCUCCGCCGCCGCAGCCGCGCCGCAUCUACCUGGUGGGCGGCGGGUCGCUGAACCCGGCGAUCGCGCGCGUGUUCGGCGACGUGCUGGGCGGCGCCGAGGGCGUGUACCGCCUCGACGUCGGCGGCAACGCGUGCGCGCUCGGCGGCGCGUACAAGGCGCUGUGGGCGCUGGAGCGCGAGAAGAAGAACAAGGGGCGGGCGAGCGAAGACGACGACGACGACGACGAGUGGGAGAGCUUCGACGACCUGCUCGCCGCCCGCUGGCGCGAGGAGGACGAGGUGCGCAAGCUCGACGACGGAUACCGCCCCGCCGUUUUCGAGGCCACUUUCACCGAGCUGGUCCAAGUAUUCGAGCUGCCUUACCAGUUCAUUCGCGAGCGCUACUGCACCAGCCAUGCGGACCAGUCCCCGUUCGUGCGGAAGGCCUCGCCGUUCGAACACGUGGUUACUCGGUGCGUACGGUAUGCGUUCACAAACCUGCCGCCGAAGGUCGGUAGGGUGUUCUUCUCGAAGCCGGUGGCACUGCCUUUCUUACGGUUCCGGAUGCUGCGGCACGGAUAUAUCACGUCUCCCAUGCACUGGUAUGAGUAUAAACAUGAGCGCUUUAGAGGGAUCUGGAUCAUAAAGGACCCGAUACAAACACCGGACGUUUGCGUAUUCUACGCUCACGGCGGGGGCUUCUCGAUGGGCUCGGGGUAUUUCUACCUCGAGUUCCUGCAUGCAUGGCAGAGCAUGCUGGGCGCUAGCGGAUACCGGAACCCGGCCGUCUUUUCUCUGGAAUACACGCUGGUUCCUGACGGUAGCUUCCCAACACAGGUGGAAGAGGCCAUUGCCGGUUACGAGCAUGUGCUUUCGAGGGUGCAGGAUCCUAGCAGGAUUUGCGUCAGCGGAGACUCCGCGGGAGCCACCAUUGUGCUCUCUCUGUUGCUUCACCUUGCCAACCUCGACCUCGAAAAGAUGGACGGCAUUCGAGCCUGCCGCCUGGCCAAGCCCGGGAUGGCAGCGCUCAUUUCGCCUUGGGUAACGUUGGUCUCCAACCUGCAUCGCAACAACGCGAGUGAUUAUCUGGAUGCCGGGAGCCUACACCGGUAUGCCCGUCAAUACGCCGCCGGCAAAGUUCCGAUCGACGACCCGGUCUUAUCGCCGGGGAGCAACAGAGAUGUGGCGUGGUGGAAGAAAGCGAUACCCUCGAGAGGCAUCUACGUGGCUUAUGGGGCCGAGGAGGUUCUCGCACUCGACAUAGAGGAUUGGGUUAAUUUUUUAGCGGAAAACGAUGUCGACGUACACAGCCAAGCCGAAGAGGGGGGUAUUCAUGCUUGGCCAGUAGCGAGUCUAUUCCUCGGAGGCUCGUUAGAAAGUAGAAAGCAAGGACUAGCAGCCUUGGUGCAAGUGAUCGGAGAUAAUGUCCGUUAG
Durotheca rogersii is the source of this 3867-nucleotide messenger RNA. Its product is annotated as cation efflux family-domain-containing protein. The record is from RefSeq and is a predicted model, not a curated record. Bases 1 to 3867 code for a protein of 1288 amino acids. Gene Ontology annotation, molecular function: D-xylulokinase activity; hydrolase activity; monoatomic cation transmembrane transporter activity. NCBI's taxonomy places the organism in Eukaryota, Fungi, Ascomycota, Sordariomycetes, Xylariales, Xylariaceae. Gene Ontology annotation, biological process: xylulose metabolic process; transmembrane transport; monoatomic cation transport. Gene Ontology annotation, cellular component: membrane; cytosol. The transcript is spliced from 9 exons.